AUGGCAUCAAUAACUCGUUUGUCAUUAGCAUCAACAUCGGCAUUAUGUCGUUUAUUAGUGAAUCGUAAUGCAGGUCUUAUCCACCAACACUUACCUUCAAUGAUAAUUCCGUCCGCUACCCAGCAACGAUCAAUCAUGACCACACCUGUUCGUCGAGAUAUUGAUUCAGCAGCUAAAUAUAUCGGAGCUGGAGCUGCCACUGUUGGUGUAGCUGGUGCCGGUGCAGGUAUUGGAACAGUAUUCGGUUCACUUGUUGUAGCCUAUGCAAGAAAUCCAAGUUUAAAACAACAACUCUUCUCUUACGCCAUCUUGGGUUUUGCCCUGUCUGAGGCCAUGGAACACUGA
Adineta ricciae is the source of this 345-nucleotide messenger RNA. Lineage: Eukaryota; Metazoa; Rotifera; Eurotatoria; Adinetida; Adinetidae. The record is from the annotation of a GenBank genome assembly.